Molecule: messenger RNA, 501 nt
Organism: Parastagonospora nodorum SN15
Lineage: Eukaryota; Fungi; Ascomycota; Dothideomycetes; Pleosporales; Phaeosphaeriaceae
Exons: 3
Coding region: 57-329 (90 amino acids)
Source: RefSeq, a predicted model, not a curated record
GACCUACACUCUUUGGUUCCCGAACAGGCUAGCCUAGUUGAUCCAUUCAUCCUUGAAUGUUUAGACAAAAUAUAGCCGUCGCUGCAAAGCGUUAUAUGUCAGCCAUGUCGCAAUCCGUCACGCCGAUGGAGGACGCGUUGCGGGCAAAGAUUACGGAUGCGCUGAAGCCUUCGACCCUACAGAUCUUUAACGACUCACACAAGCACGCACACCAUCAAGCCAUGCAAGGAGUCACCAGCAGAGAGACACAUGUAGUCUCGUCAUCACGUCUUCAGCUUUCGAAGGCAAAAUGCAACUGGCGCGGCAUCGCAUGGUCAACACACUCAUGAAAGAUGAACUGGCACAAGAAGGCGGCAUUCAUGCACUGCAGCUUACAACACGAACGCCACAAGAGGAAGAGAACAAAAGGCAAAAGGAAGCUACUCGUGCUUGAGACCCUUUAGCAGCCAAGUGCGAAUACUUUAAGAUACCCAUCGAAAUUCAUACAUCGCAACCUCACCC